UCGUCCUCAUGGUGUACAGCGUGGCCUCCUGCACUCAGUGGAUGCUCUGCUGGGGGCAUUUUCGUAGCUUCCACCAGAGGAAAAGUUCCCUGCCUCCAUAAACUGCUUUCAGUCCCUAGAGAAUUUAAAGGAUUUUCAGCAUACACACCACACGAAAAACACCACAGUAAUAGUCAUGGCAGUCCAGCAACAGGUUGUCUCAGUGACAAACUACACAAUGAAUAGUUCUGGAACAUGGACCACAGGCCUCUGCGACUGCUGCUCAGACAUGGGCACAUGUUGCUGUGGUUUGUGGUGUUUCCCCUGCCUGCAGUGUCAGACCGUUUCUCAGUUCGGCUGGUGUUUCUGCUUGCCCCUUCUGGACUGUUGCCUGAGCCUCUCCUGCUGCCUCCGCAGCAAGAUAAGAGAGCGCUACGGCAUUCAUGGCUCCUGGUGUGAUGACUGCUGCACACUGUGUUUCUGCUACCCAUGUGCCUGGUGCCAGAUGUCUCGCGAGAUAAAGAUCCGUGCUCGCGCCACAACUUCGCCACAGGUCAUCACAACUGUGGUUACUCAGCAGGUUCGUGCCUAAGCGCACUGCCAAAGGAAUCUGGCCUUUUACUGUUUGAAAGUUCAAAAUGUCCAGAGCAUUUAAGAGGGAAGACAAAACCUGUGUAAAAGCAAACAUUAAUGCAUCUUAAGCAUCUUAAGCUAUGUAACAACUAAUUAUCAUAAUAAUAUAAUAACUGCCUUUUAGUUCUCUUUUGUUGUCCAGUUUUCAGUUCCAGUCGGAUUCUCUCUUUUUUUUCUGCAUUUUGUGUUUUCUUGCCACAGUUUUAAUACUUUGAUAAAUAAAACAUGGGAUUGUUAAGAAAGAUUUGUGUCGUUGGUUUAUCGUACAAAUGUAGACACUAUUCAUGGCACUGAUGGGUCCUACUUUUUGCUUUUAUACUCUAUUUAGUAAACAAUCCUUGAAGUACAACCCCAGUUCCAAAAUUUGGGAUGCUUUGGAUGUAAAUGUAAAUGAAUGUAAAUAAAAACAGAACGCAAUGAUUUGCAA
Colossoma macropomum (tambaqui) is the source of this 1039-nucleotide messenger RNA. Its product is annotated as cornifelin homolog B-like. The transcript has 4 exons. The record is from RefSeq and is a predicted model, not a curated record. NCBI's taxonomy places the organism in Eukaryota, Metazoa, Chordata, Actinopteri, Characiformes, Serrasalmidae. The coding region runs from base 176 to 571 and encodes 131 amino acids.